CGUGCGCGGGGCGUGUGAGGCGGUGCGUGCGGGGAGCGGCGAGCUGGGGACGCGCGCGGGCGACAUGCCGCGCUUCGCCCUGACGGUGAUCCGGCAUGGAGAAACGAGGCUUAACAAAGAGAAAAUUCUUCAAGGACAAGGUGUAGAUGAACCUCUUUCGGAAACUGGGUUUCAGCAAGCAGCAGCUGCUGGCAGAUUUCUGAACAAAGUGAGGUUUACUCACGCUUUUUCCAGUGAUCUCAUGAGGACGAAGCAGACCAUGCAUGGGAUUUUGGAGGAAAGCACAUUUUGCAAAGACAUGACAGUAAAUUAUGACUUGCGACUUCGAGAACGGAUGCUGUCUGUCUGGGAAAGCCCUGCUGUCUUCUGGAAAGUUCUCCUUGCAGCUCACUCGGACCUGAAGUACGGGGCUGCAGAGGGCAAGGCUCUGAGCGAGCUGCGGGCCAUGGCCAAGGAUGCCGGGGAGGAGUGUCCCACGUUCACCCCGCCCGGAGGAGAGACACUUGACGAGGUGCAAGCGCGUGGGAAGGAUUUCUUUGGCUCUGUUUGUCAAAUCAUCCUGGAAGGCAGCCGGAAGGAGGAGGGCUCCCCGGACCUGGAAGCCUCUUUGGCAGAGGUCUUUCCUCUGGACGAAUGCAGUGACUCUGCCAGCCGUGCCCCUGGCUUGGCAGCCAGCGUAUUAGUCGUGAGCCACGGUGCCUACAUGCGGAGCCUGUUUGGCUACUUCCUGACUGACCUCCAGUGCUCCUUGCCGGCGAGCCUGGGCAGGUUCGAACUCUCCUCAGUCAGUCCCAACACUGGGAUUAGCGUCUUCCUCAUAGAAGUCGAGGAAGGGAAAGAUCCAGCAAUCCAGUGUGUGUGCAUGAACCUGCAGGAUCACCUGAAUGUGGGCAGCGAGUCGUGCUGAGUGGCAGAUCUGCUGCCAGGACCGGCGCUGAGCCCCUGCGGGGAGCGCCCCUGCUUGCCGCCCUCGCUCUCUCGCCUGGGGUUCAAAGUCGGGUUCCAAGACUCCACUGGGGCCACAGCCGUGGACAGCGCCCCGGCAAGCCACCUAGAACCGGCCUUGGCAUUUUUUAUCCACAUCUCCAAAUUGUAAAUGCAUGAAGGAACUACGUGUUGCAAAUUGGGAGACCCAACAGCCUUGUUUCUCUGUUCUCUUCCGUAUUGAUCUUUAACGUAUCUGGCUGUUUUUAACAGCAUCAGUAAGAAUGUUUUGUUUGUUUGUUUUUCCCCCACUAUUCUAACCAAGUGCUUUGCAAGACGGAGUCUUAAUAUUGACAGUGUGUAACCAUCCAAAAGGCCUUAAAGGGAAAACGUGCACUGUGUCAGCUUGUGUGAGAUAAAAAUGAGGUUAUUUCCCUGGUAGAUGAACAAUUCCCAUUUUGAGAAAGGGUCUAGAGAAAGCAAAGGACUGAUAAAGUGUCCUCAGAAAAGUCUGGGCUUCUAUGAAAAGCUGGGUGGUCUUGUGAAAUGUUGCUUCCUUCCACCAGGUGGCGAUAGAGGAAAGGGAAUUUAAUAUUCUGUUUCCCACCCACCCCCUUAGGUAGAGCCACACUUUGCAGCCCAGGCUGACCGGGAACUCACUCAUUGGUGCUUCUCAUUGCUGGCUUUGCCUUCUCCUGACAGUGUCAGUGAGAAGCAUUUUCUUUGAGGAGGUAUUAAAUGAGAAAAAUGAGGAUUUAAUACUGGACCCAGUUACAGAAGACCCCAUCAAAGAACACAUAAUAAGGUCAAUGUUUUGGUUGGUUUGUUUUCAAGGCACCUUCUCACUCCAGCCCUGGCUGACAUGCGGCUCACUACGGUCCCACGCUGGUCUGGACCUCAGGUAUCCUCCUACCUCAGCCUCCCCAGUGCUGAAAACCAAGGAAUCUGCUACCUCGCCCAGCAAAAUCAACUGUAAUUGAAGAAACCAACUGUUACUGAACAGCGGAUAUCAACCCCAAGCAGCUUAGGAAAAGUCACAAGAAUUCAUCUGCAAAACCAUCAACAAUUUAAAGCUUGCCCCAAACGUAGAAUAUUAGUCCUUGCUAACCAGUUUUUUGCUUCAACUCGUGGAACUAGCGAGAACAUUUUGAAUGCCCGUGGCAAUGAUGUUUACACAGGAGAAGCGAGCAGAAAGUAGCUUUCCCACCCAUCCUCACCUCCAGCUGCUUGUUACUAAACCGUAAGAUUCUUAUGUGCCUGAGGAAGAUGUUUCACAAGACAUCAGCUUUUAGCUUGCCAUGUUGCCACCGGCAGUGAGCCUUGGCCGUCAGAGGAUGAAUGCGAAGGCCGGCCUCACAUCUGGCCGGUCAGCCUUACACAGGAAGGUUAGCAUCUCCUCCUUGUGCCCACCACUGCCCCUUUUUCUGCCACUGUUGAAAUGGCAUGAAUCUGGAUGCCAGAGGAAACAGAAAGUUUGAGGAUGCUGUUCUAGAGUCAGUCUCUAGCAUACCAAAAAAAACAAAACCUGUAGCAGGACAGAAAUAUCCCUUUAGGGGCCUGGCAUGGUGACACCUGUCUUUAAUCCCAGCACUCAGGAGGCAGAGGUAGGAGGAUUGCCAUGAGUUCGAGGCUGCCCUGA
Messenger RNA from Jaculus jaculus (lesser Egyptian jerboa), 2563 nucleotides. It is a transcript of the gene Tigar, whose product is annotated as TP53 induced glycolysis regulatory phosphatase. Lineage: Eukaryota; Metazoa; Chordata; Mammalia; Rodentia; Dipodidae. Gene Ontology annotation, biological process: fructose 2,6-bisphosphate metabolic process; negative regulation of glycolytic process; fructose 1,6-bisphosphate metabolic process. The transcript is spliced from 7 exons. The record is from RefSeq and is a predicted model, not a curated record. The coding region runs from base 65 to 907 and encodes 280 amino acids. Gene Ontology annotation, molecular function: fructose-2,6-bisphosphate 2-phosphatase activity. Gene Ontology annotation, cellular component: cytosol.